This is a messenger RNA of Diatraea saccharalis (sugarcane borer), 375 nucleotides long. NCBI's taxonomy places the organism in Eukaryota, Metazoa, Arthropoda, Insecta, Lepidoptera, Crambidae. The record is from the annotation of a GenBank genome assembly.
AUGACAAUAAAAGGCACACGCGCUAGUGCCGGUUAUAUCGGCGGGUACGCAGGAUAUGGUGGUUACGGAGGCUAUGGAGGAAACGACGGCUACGCAGGAGAUGAUCACGGUGAUUAUUACGCCUACCCCAAAUAUGCCUUCGAUUACUCAGUGAAAGAUCCCCAUACUGGUGACCACAAAACACAGUGGGAGACCCGUGACGGAGAUGUUGUAAAAGGUGCAUACUCUCUAGCGGAGCCUGACGGUACAACACGUAUUGUGGAAUACACGGCUGACAAGCACAAUGGAUUCAAUGCUGUGGUCAAACGCAUUGGGCACGCGCACCACCCGCAAGUCUACAACAACCACGACGAUGGUUACUACGGAUACCACUAG